AACGGGCGCCAGUCUGGUGGGCCUGGCGAGGGUCACGCCACGACGCGGCAAUGGCCCCUCGCUCACCCCACUCCAGGUGGGUGGAGUGUCCUCAGGCGGAGCAGCUGUGGAGGAUGCUCUGCCUCGUUGCCUUUCUUUGCCACUGCUUCCAGGCAAGCCACCGUCGUGGAGUGAGGCAAAACAAUUCAGUCUGCUCUCCUUUGCCUGGCAUUGCAUGUCCAUCAGAUAGAAAGCAUCACUUUGGGAAGAAAGCUGCUGUCCUGCCUUCUUGAAAACUGGUGCCAUGACCCUGACCAAGGGCUCCUUCACCUACUCCAGUGGGGAGGAAUAUUGUGGGGAGUGGAAGGAAGGGCGCCGGCAUGGUGUUGGGCAGUUGACAUUUGCUGACGGCAGCAUUUACCUGGGACACUUUGAGAAUGGUCUCUUCAAUGGCUGUGGGGUGCUCACAUUUGCAGAUGGCUCCAGGUAUGAAGGGGAAUUUGUGCAGGGAAAAUUUAAUGGUGUUGGAGUCUUCACACGAUAUGACAACAUGAUCUUCGAGGGAGAAUUCAAGGGUGGACGUGUUGAUGGCUUUGGUCUUCUUACUUUUCCUGAUGGCUCCCAUGGGAUCCCUCGAAAUGAAGGUUUCUUUGAGAACAAUAAACUCUUGCGACGGGAGAAGUGCCAGGCAGUGGUCCAGCGUGCUCAAAGUGCCUCCAGGUUGGCACAUGUUCUCAUAGCAUGAUGGGUGCAAGCUCUAAGGCACCCUGCCUCAAGACUCUCCCAUGUACUGCAGCCUAAUCUUUAGGUUGACAGGAAUGUGAAAUGCAGGUGUCACAGAGACCAGUACCAUCUCUGCGAAGCAGAUGAUCCCAACUCAACCCUGCCUGGUUGGAUAGCCUAUCUGGGUCACUUCCUUCAACAGCUUGAUUCCAUUCUGUGAACCAGUGACAAACUUCCAACUACCAAGCCAUUGUCGCCUACCAUACGAGUUCUGUCACUCCUGAGGCAUUGGCAUUCCCUUUUUCAGGAACAUUGUCCAUAUGAAAGACAGUCGUAGCCUCAUAGAUAUAUGGGCAAAAUGGAAAGCACUGUGUCCUGUCCUCUCCAUCUUUACAGCGGACGCAAGGGAUUAUUUAUUUGUAUACACUGUGAGAAUUCACAAGGAUACACUUUUCCAUCCUUAGGAUGAAUGCAGCUGGAAGGUUGGAAUAUUUACUGGGGUUGUCUUCAAUAGUCAAAAAGAGAAGCUGCAACUUGCAUUUAGCACAGUUGUUUAUCCUUUUCCAUGAGCAGGUCUUUUGUCCUUCUCCUGGCUGCAUGAGGUUCAGCUUUCCUUUCUCUGUCCAAAUAAUAGAAAUUGGUUAUGAUGGUAGUGGAGAAUUGGGAUAGAGAUCUGAAUUCUGCAUCUUUUGAAUGUGCCUUUCCCCAGGUUUGUGAAUCAGCAUCAGACAGGAGGCCUGGACUAUAGAGUCUAAUGCCCUUUAAGUUCCAGAGUGCACCUGGAUUCUCUUUCCGCUCUUUGUUAUAGCUGUGUUGUGCUUUCUCCAAUUUAUUGGGCCACUCUCACUGUGAAUUUUUGGGCUGUUGCUUGGAUGAAAGUCAACAUUUCCCAGCCUUGACCCCUUGCAAAGGGUCUACACUACUUCACUUUGCCUCCAGAGCUCUUGCAUGGCAUCCAUGCACCAUAGUGCCACAUAGGGCUGUGCAUAUCCUGAAUUUUAGAAACCAAAAUUCUACACCAAGCAAAGUUGAGUCCAACAGACUGUAUCAGCUACAUAAACAAGCAAAAAAGGCAUAUACAGUACUUGUGUGUGUUGUAUAGUUUCUCUGGUGGAGCCCCCAGUGGCAUAGUGGGUUAAAGCCUUGUGACUUGAAGGUUGGGUUGCUGACCUGAAGGCUGCCAGGUUCAAAUCCCACCCGGGGAGAGCACGGAUGAGCUCCCUCUAUCAGCUCCAGCUCCAUGCGGGCACAUGAGAGAAGCCUCCCACAAGGAUGGUAAAAACAUCAAAAAACAUCUAGACAACGUCCUAGCAGACAGCCAAUUCUCCCACACUAGAAGCGACUUGCAGUUUCUCAAGUCGCUCCUGACAUGGAAAAAAAAAAGUUUCUCUGGUUGUUGGUCAUGGGGAAAAGGCGCAAGGGUUUUGUACUCACGAAAGUACUUUUCUUUAUUGCUAUUGCCAUAAAUCCUGUACUGCUCCAAAAUCCUUCCUUUGGUUUCUGAGAUUUUAACAGUUAUAGUAGUAACAUUUCCUAUCCUUUCCUUGCUAUCUUAAUGACUAGAAAUUUCCAUUAAAAUAGAAUAAUUCUUUUUCAAAAAAUCUCAGGAUGCUGAUCCCUGAUCCCAUUACUGCAUAAUGCUAUCACAGAACAAUGCCAUAUGCACAGCCCUAUAUGUACAUAAAACAACUGGUAACCUUCCCUAUUUAAUUCCCAAGGUCGAAAGAGGUUGCUUGCUCGCAGAUAUAAUACUGUUUAAUUCCUUUAUCAGCAUUUUGAUGUACAGUAGGUGAACUGUGGAACCUAGCACAACAGCUUACAGUAUGGAGAUUGUGAGGCAUCCUUAAUACCAGAGCUUCCAAAAGUUCCUUUUUGAAAUCUAAUUCCAAGAAUCAUCAGCUGCCAAGGGCAAUAACCAUGCUGGCUGCAGGAUUCUGGGAGUUCUUCAAGAAAGUAACUUUUCUAAGCUUUGUGUGGUGUAUUGGUAUACUAAAAUGGAGCAAUGAUGUCAAUGCAAAGUGUAGCCCCUGGCUAGAACUAUGGGCUUUUUGGAAAUGGCAGACUGGAAUAGUAGGAGGGCAGAUCAUUGUCACAUAGCAGGAAAGUACGAAAUCGUAUGGUGGGGGUUGAGUUGGGAGUGAGUGGUCACUGAAGAGCUGCUCUGUUUCUGCCCAACCACUUUGUGUUCCUGUGCACUAAAAUUAAACAUGGGAUUGUUGUGAGACUGGGGGGGUGUUAUUGCAUUGACUUGCAUAGUGUGUGUCCCCAAGUGCCAUGCUGGAGCCUUUGUGUGACCAGCCCACUUCCACAUUGAAUGUUUGCAUGUCAAUGCCACCCUCGUGCCUUUGUGUCUCUGCCCAUGUAAGGGCCUUGGCCAAAUAAAGAGUUGCUGAAUAUUU
Messenger RNA from Anolis carolinensis (green anole), 3101 nucleotides. It is a transcript of the gene morn4, whose product is annotated as MORN repeat containing 4. Bases 284 to 724 code for a protein of 146 amino acids. Gene Ontology annotation, cellular component: cell projection. Gene Ontology annotation, biological process: response to axon injury. The transcript has 5 exons. NCBI's taxonomy places the organism in Eukaryota, Metazoa, Chordata, Lepidosauria, Squamata, Anolidae. The record is from RefSeq and is a predicted model, not a curated record.